UGGUUUAACGCAAAAUCCAUCAAAUGGAAAUUAUAUGCUUGUAAUGGAGAAAUUUGAUAUAGAUUUAAGAAAAUAUUUACAACAAAAUCAUAAUCAACUUACAUGGAAAAAGAGAAUUAAUAUUAUUUAUGAAAUAAUUGUUGCACUUUAUUAUAUUCAUAAAGAGAAAGCAAAUCAUAGAGAUUUACAUUCUGGGAAUAUAUUAUAUUCACAAACAAAUGAUUACUGGUAUAUUAGUGAUCUUGGAUUUUGUGGACCUGCUGAUAAAUCUUCAACAAGUAUAUAUGGAAAUCUUCCUUACAUAGCACCCGAAGUUAUUGUUGGAAGAGAAUAUACUUUUGCAUCAGAUAUUUAUAGUAUUGCAAUUCUUAUGUGGGAAAUUUCAUCUGGACAAACACCAUUUAUAAAUUAUGAACAUGAAAAUGAUAUUGUAAUGAAUAUUAUUAACGGUAUAAGACCAAAAAUUGUGCCAGGAACUCCAUUAGAAUAUAAAAAUUUAAUGAAAGAAUGUUGGGAUGCUGAUCCAUUAAAAAGACCUAAUAUACUUACACUUUGGAACAAAAUAAACAAUAUUAACUUACAUUAUCAAAAUAUGUCAGAUGAAUUAUUCAAAUCAGAAAUGGAUAAUUUAGAAAUGAAUAAAGUAGAAGAAAAUUAUACAAGUAGCAGAUUAUUUACAAGUAAAAUUCACAACUUUGCAAAUCUACCUGAACCAAGAAAUGCAACAGAAGAGGGUUUCAUAGUAAAUUGUAUGAUUUUAACAUUCCUAACAAUAGUGAUAGUGAAAAAUUACCCGAAGAAUUUAUAAAGUUACAAAUAAAUUCAAAUG
This is a messenger RNA of Rhizophagus irregularis DAOM 181602=DAOM 197198, 829 nucleotides long. Lineage: Eukaryota; Fungi; Glomeromycota; Glomeromycetes; Glomerales; Glomeraceae. The record is from RefSeq and is a predicted model, not a curated record.